This is a messenger RNA of Exophiala spinifera, 3606 nucleotides long. RefSeq lists its product as uncharacterized. The record is from RefSeq and is a predicted model, not a curated record. Gene Ontology annotation, biological process: protein localization to plasma membrane. Gene Ontology annotation, cellular component: plasma membrane. Lineage: Eukaryota; Fungi; Ascomycota; Eurotiomycetes; Chaetothyriales; Herpotrichiellaceae. The transcript has 2 exons. The coding region runs from base 1 to 3606 and encodes 1201 amino acids.
AUGAGUUCCCUACUUCAUCCUCUCCAUAGCGCGAGCCAAAAGUGCCGGCCCAAGCACCAAGUUCUUGUGCUCAAAUGCUAUCCGCAAUAUCAAAAGAACGUGCAAGAAGUCAAACCGAACUCUUCCGAGCUCAGCUACCUUCUGUACUAUGCCAGUACACGGCGAAGUAAGCUGCAAAAGGUGGGCGCAUUCCUGGAAAAGAAAAACGCCCACGAUGUCUGGAAAGGAAGACUCGGCAAUGUUCAAGUUACCCUCCAAAUCCUAACCGCGAUCAUUGAAAAAGCUCCUCGCGACCUCUCCCUUUACUCCGGAUCUAUCCUUACCAUCCUGGGCACUGUUCUGCGCUCAAAGGACAUCAAUAUGGUGGAAGAGACGGUGCCGACAUUCGAAGCGUACUGUAAACAUGUAGAUGCUGCCUCCCUGACGGCAGACCAGCAGCGUGCACAACAGUACUUGUUGAUUGUGCAGCUGUACGCCGGCUUCGCAGAGAAGCAGAAAUCAGCUGGCCGGAGAAAUGGCGAUUCGAUACCGUUGUCACUAAGAUGGCGGACAGUUGGCCUACGGGCGAUACGAGCUGUGGUUGCUUCUGAUGCUCUGGCCACCGAUUCCAGCCAGCAGUUGAAUCUGGUCAUGCCUGUGAUUCUCGAGAACAUGUCGCUAGAGGACGAGGAUGUUUUGUCACACUUGCAAGAGAGAGCAAAGACAUCGGAGAGGUUCGAGGACGAAAUCGCACGAAGAAGGAGAAUCAGUUUGUCGACUGUCACAACGGUGGACACAACCGAUGGGGAUCCGGCUACAGCUGUUGAGACCACAGCUGGAGCAGACAAAGUGGCCGAAGAAGAAGUUAGAGCAUUGGCGCUGCGAUGUCUAAAGCAAAUCUUUUCAAUUGGCGUUGGCAGCACAAGAGGACAGACGAGGUUGGCCACGGCCUUGACACUGAAAUUCAUUGCGUCCAAGAACCCGCCUCGACCCAAUCCAGACAACGUCAGUGAGGGUACAUGGGCGACUUCGCUUUUUGAAGCCAUCGCGCGUUGGACCCCUGUGCAGGAUAGAUUCAUCAUCUUGCUCACCGCCAUGGAAACCCUGGUUCGAACUCCUGUUGCAGAAAACUUACUUGACAAGCAAUUGGUGUUGGCCACAAUGAUCGACUGGCUCUUGAGCUCGUCCGUUAACCUGAUCGGACUCAGCGUGAUGGAUGUCUUGCUCGGAUUUAUUCAACACAUGUUGUCCCUGUUGCAGCUCGCAGGUUCAAAUCCACGGAUUGGAGCAUCUCGUCAGAAUGACCCCAUGGGACUGAUUCGAGAAACAAAAGAAGCCUUCGACCCAAGUACGGUCCUAGCAGGUGCUGGGCUCAACCCAACACCUUCUAAAAUCGAGCUUGCUGCCUCCCCAACCCGAAAGGAGCUUUUGGUGAGGAUGCAGAAAUGCAUCGCCUCUCUUUCUAACCAUAUUUACUAUACCGAUCAGAUAAGUGACAUGAUCACUGCUAUCCUGGCCCGCUUAAAGCCUUCUCCUCAAUCAGAGGUUCCAUCAACAGCAGCUGCAAUCGACGAUCCUGCCGCAGCUACGAAGGCGAUAGCUGAAUCAGCGAGUAUCCAAGAAGAUCCAAACACAUCGUCCUUUUUCUCCUUCGGAACAGCCAGGGUGACGGCACUGCAAGUAAUCCAAGCCAUCUUAACCCGCGCAAAUAGCAAGAGGAGCAGCACCGGUGGGCCGAUAGAAGCACGCGCACGAGUCGGUGUACAGGUCUGGGAGGGGACGCAGUGGCUUCUCAAGGACGGGGAGAAGGAAGUUCGCUUCGCAUAUGUCGAGGCUCUGCUGACUUGGCUUCGGUUGGAGACCAACAAAUCUGAUACGUUGCUACCAAAGAACGGCACACGAAAGCAUGCUUCGAGCAAGAAGCCAGCUUCGAGCGAGAACUUGGCAAAGCGAGCUGUUUCUGGUGCCUCUCGAAAGGAGGCCAAAACUACUCGAUCGAGCUUCGUGAGCUUACUGCAUCUAGCUAUCUAUGACAGCAUUCUGGACGAUGCUGAAAACGAAGCUAAUCUUCUCCUCUCUCAUCUCCUGCUGACAAAAUUGGUUGAACGGCUUGGGGUGAAUGCAGUGCGGAGCGGUCUGCCUAUGAUGUUGAAGCUUCAGGAGACGGCUUUGAACGGAGAAGUUGUUCCGACCGCCGGACGGGUCAAUGUUGCUAGCGUUGUUCAAAGCUAUCUGUGGACUCUUGCGGACAAGUUUGACUUUGAGAUGAGCGCCGUUGGUCAUGAAAUCAACAGCGAAAUAUCUCGCAGAAAACGGCUAAGCAUCUGGUGUGACAAGGUUAGAUUUCCAGCUGUCGGUAUUGACGAAAUACGCGGCACCUCCUCAGGGUCUGAGAAGCAACCUCAGUACUCCGAAGAAAGCGUCAACACGCUAAAACCGUUCUUAUCGGUGACCGAAUUGGUCAACGAGAUAGCAACGUCUUACAACAAGUCUUUGCUGACUCCGCCGAGCUCUGCACCCUCAUCUCCAAGCCGUGUCUUUUCUGUUCCGACUCUUGGGUUUGGCUAUGGCUUCGGCGCAGCCCCAGUUCAUAAACCUUCAAAGGAGGAGCAGCUGCCUGAGAAAGUCAAGGAAGAAAUGACGGCUGGUUGGAGUAGAGAAGCAUGUAUUGCAGCAGUUGAGAAAGAGAGCGCCACUUCCAUGACUGGUUCAAGGACAGGUGGCUCUUCGCUUCCCCGAUAUCAUCUCGGUGUCAAUGGAGCUCGCAAUCACGGCUCUGUCAGUGGUCAGGAGUCACCAGUAAACGCCAACGGUAGUACGACCCCCACAUAUGGGCUGGCAAGUGGGCUAGGAUCUCUGACCAGAGUGCGGAGGCCCAGUGCCAACGGAUCGCCCACGCGGGUUCCGACGACGUCGAGCAGAGAUUCGACUAUGAGAGUGUCGGAUCUCAAGAGAGCCCUUUCUACCUACGCCACCGGAGGUAGACGACAUAGCCCAUUGAGAAAGCCGCUGACAUCUUCACGACGUAGUACACGGAGUAGUCUGACCAGCAGCAUGGUCAGCUGGGAUGAGGCGGAUGACAGAAACCUGUCGUUUCUUGACGUAAGUACUGGAGGUGGACUCAGUGACUCCGUCCAUCAGAUCUCCGACGGGCUCCGACCAGCAACAUCUCCAUCGGCCCAAGCCCCGAGAGACGGAGCUGGAAGCGUAUAUAACGCCGUGACGCUGCCUUCAACAGACGGCGGGUCUCACGACAGCUCAGACAUCCCGCCUGUGCCCAAGAUUCCUUCGUCAUUGAACUUGCCUGGGACCUGGCCACGCGACAUUUCUCCCGCCCGGACCGAUGAGCCUGCUCUCGACAAAGGCCCAUCUUUGCCACAACACAACACAAGUUCCCAAUCAAAGCGUGUCAUCAGUGGUGCUUAUUCAAUAACAUCUGCACCUGGAAAACAGAGCACUUUGAAAUCUUCACGCCCAACCAGUCGGAAGGGUGCCAGCCCGGUCGUCGGUUCAGCACAUGGAAGACUCGACUUGACCUCUCUGUUGGCCGAAAUCCCUUCUGCUAGUGAUGAAAGUACGGGAGGCGCAGACAAUCGAAACAGUCGCCUGAUCAGACCUCCCUACUAA